AUGUCCGCGUCGCGAUCACCAGAGGACAUCGAUAUUGGGCACGUGCUGCUGGAGGCGCGCACGCGAUGGCUCAAGCCCGUCGAGGUGUGCAACAUCCUGCAGAAUUUCCGCAAGUACGAGUUCCAGCUCAACCAAGAGCCGCCCGCCAAGCCGCCAAGUAAGGGUCGUCGACCGUUGGCCCUCGGGAUCUCCCCACUCCCCUUCCCCACCCUUCCUCCCCUUCCCCCUCCCCACCUCCCCCCCCCCUCCUCCCUCUCUGGCCCCCACUCCCUCUCCCCCGUUUUAACUUACAUUCAACCAUCUCUGUACGAUGAUGACGUGGCACGGCUGCGCGCAGGCGGAUCGCUGUUCCUGUUCGAUCGGAAGGUGGUGCGAUACUUCCGCCGCGACGGACACGUGUGGCGCAAGAAGAAGGACGGCAAGACCGUUCGCGAGGCGCACGAAAAGCUCAAGGCGGGCAGCGUGGACAUUCUGCACUGCUACUACGCGCACGCGGAGAGCGACGACCGCUUCCAGCGCCGCUGCUACUGGCUGCUCGACGGGCAUCUCCCAACCUCGUUUCGCCGUGUCUCCCCUCCCACCUCCCGCCCCCCCAUCCUCCAGGGCACGGGGCGGGCGCAGCAGUCCCCCCGCCACAGCACGGUGGACUCCGUGCCAAUCUAUACCGCCCAGGGCCCCGACAUGAGCAUAGACGACCUCUCCGCGUCCGUGGGCGGCGGGGUGAGCGGGAUGGGAGGCGGCGGAGCUCGCAGCGCGGGCAUGGCGCUAAUGGGCGGGGGAAGCAGCGCGGCUUUAGCGGGUAUUGGCAGCGCCAGCGCCGCUGGUGGUGGUGCUGGUGGCGUUGGGGGUGUUGGGGGGGCGGGUGGGAUGGGCAUGCAUACCCCUUCCACUAGUCGCUCUGGCAGCGGCCGCAUGAUAGGGCUUCCCUACGCUUCCAGUUCCGCCUCUGUGGGCGGAACUGCUGGCGGCGGGGCGGGCGGCGGCGGAGCAGGCAUGGGGGCGGGCGGAAGGGGCGGGGGCGCGUUUUCCAUGGAUAUCCCCGCGUCCCCCAGCCACGGGAACGAGUACUGCUCGUCGAACGCGGGCGGGAACGAGUCCGGGGCGUUCGUGGGCGGGGGGAGGCGCGGGGAGGAGGGCGAGGAGGAUGAGUAUGAGAGCGGUUCAGAACGGUUUGGUGAGGAGGGGGAUUCGGCUCUGAACUGGACGCAGCUGGAUAUGCAAGGCGGGGGAGGGAGGGGCGUUGGUGGUGGGAUGGACGAUGCUGGGCUGGGUGUGGGUCAGCAGCAGCAGCAGGCGGUGCAGCAGCAGCAGUUGCGGCUGCUGCAACAGCAGCUGCUGCAGCAGCAGCAGCAGCAGGCGCCGCAGGGGCAGCAGGGGCAGCAGGUGGCGGGGGGGAUGACGGAUUUCAUGGGGCUGUCGUCGCAUGGCAGCCUGGGUGUCACGGGGCCGGCUGAUCCCCUCUUGCAGCAGGUGAGUCGAGUUGUGAGUCAACCCAAAGCAGCUGAUCCCCUCUUGCAGCAGGUGGGUCUCACUCUCCCUCUCCCCCUUCUUCCUCCCCGUGCUGCACACACUUUGUUUGAGAUUGAUUUUGAGAAUUCUCAAAAUCAAUCCCCUCUCCUCUCCCUCUCCCUCUCCCCAUUCUUUCCUCCCGUUGCUGCACACCCUCCCCCCUUCUCCCUGCGCUCACCUCCCGUCUCUCCCGUUCCCUCUCAUACCCAUUGUUCAGAACAACCAGCAGCAGCAGCUCUCGAGGCUGCUGGAGCAGCAUCAGCAGCAGCAACAGCAGCAGCACCAGCAGCAGCAGAGGGACAUGCAGUCGCUCCUGCGAGACACAGUGAAGCUGUCUCAAUGCAUGCAGUCGCUCCUACAAGACACAAUGGUGUUGGACGAACUCACCCCCACCCACCCCCGCCCACCCCCGCCCACCCCCAUCUCCCCACCUCCCCCCGCCUAAACACCCCCCACAACCUGCUGAACCUCCACCUUCCUGCAGGCUCGUUCGGAGCCGAUGCCUCUGCAGCAGGCACAGGUGCUGCUGGUUCCGGGACUGCAGCAUCGCCAGCAGCAGGGCCGGCAGCAGCAGCGGGCGCAGCAGAGGCGCAGCUGAACUCGCUCAUGUAUGCUCGCUCGGGCUCCUCGGGCCCACACACAGACCUGUCAUCCCUCCUCCUGCAGACCCUUCCUCUCAACGAGGCAGGCAGAGAAGCAGCCUUCAGCGGAGGCGGCGCCUCCGGCUCCCCCCGAGCCAUCGCUGCCGCCACCGCCGCUGCAGCCGCCGCCAUAGCAGCCGCCGCAGCUCCGGCCGUACCUCCCGAGAGCUGGCUCGGCGCGUACCCUCCGGAGCUCCGAAGCUCCGGAGGCUCGGGGCGGCCGGGGUUCUCCAAUAUGUUUGAUGAGAUGCAGACGGAUGGGGCUAACAGGAGCCUGUCUGGUUUCCCCCUGCCGCCCAGCGGCAGCAGCAUGCCUAAGAGUGGGAGCAUCCCUCAGAGCGGCAGCAUGCCGAACGAACCAGCAAUGUUUCGGAAGCUGGACAGCUUUGGAGAGUGGAUCGAGGAGGUUUAUAAAGGGGAUGCUGGUGCUGGUGGCGGCGGGGGAGCAGGCGGGGACGGGGCGGGAGUGGGAGAGGACGCGGUUAUGGGGGGUGGUGCCUUUCCUCUCUCUGCAUCUGGAGCUGGUGGUGGCGGCAGUGGUGGCGGCGGUGGCGGUGGUUUUGGCAGCGGUGGCGGUGGUUUUGGCAGCGGUGGCGGUGGUUUUGGCAGUGGUGGCGGCGGUCCUGGUGGUGGCAGUGACGCGUUUGACAUUAGAAUCCAAGCCAUGCGGCGAUCUGCCCCCACGCCCUCCCCUCUCUCCUCCCCCGAGCCCUUUCCCUCCUCCCCCACCUCUUCCGGUAUGGUUUCCCCGUCGUUUGGAGCCGGCGAGACGGGGUUGGAAAGGCAGGAGGUGAGUUUCAAGCUAGGGGUGAAGGAGGAGGCGGGAGGGGACGGCGAGGAGGAGCAUGGUGUAGGGCUGGGGGGCAGCAAGUAUGACCUGUCCUUCAUGGGUGCUUCUCCCAUGCUCCCUCUUGGUAGCACCGCUCCUGCUGCUGCUGCUAGUGGUGGGGUGUCUGGCGUGGGGGCGGGCGGAGGAGCAGGAGGAGCAGGGGGAGGAGGAUGGAGAGGGGGAGGGAGCGUCGGGGGAGGAGGUUGGGGAGGGGGAGGGAGCGUGGGGGGAGGAGCAGGAGCAGGGUUAGGGGCGAGGAGGGGGAUAGGCGGCGGGGUGCUGUCGAUGGGGGGCAUGGGGUCGGUGGCAGCAGCAGACUCGCCGCGCCCCAUGGUGACCUUCUCCAUUGCCGACUAUGCUCCCACCUCUGCUGCCACCAUGGGGGGCGUCAAGGUGAAAAGGAGACCUGAUGGUGACCCUCUGCGGCCGAUGGUGACGUUUACCAUUGCCGACUAUGCGCCCACCUCUGCUACCACCAUGGGGGGCGUUAAGGUGUUGCUAGCAGGCUCUGUCCACGACCCCAGAGGCACCCCAAGCCCCCACACGCGCUCCUCCCCCCGCGGCAGCUUCUCAGGCAGCGGCAGCCUUAGCGGUGGCGGGGGCAGUUUCGGUGCUGGGGGGGGUCUUGGGGGGAGCGGGCUUGGGGGGACCGGCAGCGGGAGCUUCGGUCGGGGGGACACAGUGUGGGGCGUGCGGUGGGGGGUGACGUUUGGAGAGGUGGAGGUGGAAGCUGAGCAGGUUGUGCACGGUGUACUGCGGUGCGUGGCCCCCAUUCACAAGCAGGGGAGGGUUAGCCUGCGUGUUACCUGCACCCCUGCUGCUGCUGUGACUGUGACUGCUCCUGGGGGUGAGGGAGAGGGUGGUGGGUCUGCAGGUGUGGAGAGUGGGGGAGGCGGAGGGGGUGGAGAUGCAAUGAAUCAAGACAUGGCAGUAGCAGGGGGGGGUGGGGGGACGGGGGUUGGAGCAGCAGGAGGAGGGGUAGGAGGGGAGGGAGGCAAGGCGGUGAAGAGAGUGCCGUGUAGCCCUCCUGUUCCCUUCGACUUCCUCCCUCCUUGGCAGUCAUUUAAAAAGAGCCUCGCUCUAGACCGAAACAGGAUCAUUGGCAAGAGUGGUCUUGGUGCUGGUGCUGCUGCUGGUGGCGCUGCUGCUGGUUGUGGGGGUGGUGAAGGGGAUGGUAGCAGGCCGAGUUUGUCCCGUUUGUUUCUCUCUGAACGCGCUCUGCUCUCCCGCCUCCUCUGCUUCAUCUCCCGCAUCAACCGCGCCAGCCUGGCGGACGUCAGCGCUGACUGGGCGUGGGUGGAUGAGGCGCUGGCGUCCACGUCAGCAGCAUGCCCGGAUGAAGCGGAGUGGAGGGGUAGGCUGGAUGGGAACAGGGGGGGGGAUUUGGCAGGGAGGGAGGGAAUGGGGGUGGAUAGGGAGGAGGAAGAGGAUGAGGAGGAGGAUGAUGAGGAGAGAGAGAUGAGCAUGUGGGGCUAUGGGAGUGAUGAGGAGGACGCAGAUGAGUAUGCUCUCAGGCUGCAAUGUCAAGGAGGUGCCGAUACAGAGAAAGGAGGAGGGGGAGGGGGAGGAGGAGGAGUGGAGGGAGGAGUGGCGGGGGUCCAGGGGAGUCCAGUGCGGUUGGAAGGCGUGCUGCUGCAGGCGCUGAUGCGGAAGCAUCUGGGCCGUUGGUUGGCGCUGAACAGCGAUGCAGCGAGGGAGGCGGGCAGGAGGGGCAUGGGGCUGGGGCUGGGGCAUCUGGUGGCGGCACUGGGGUGGCCGUGGGCUGUGCCUCUGCUCAUGGCUGUGGGGUGGGACCUGAACGCGCGAGACAAGAGGGGGUGUACGGCGUUACACUGGGCUGCUGCUAAAGGGAGAGAGGCAAUGGUGGUGGCACUGGUGGCUGCUGGCGCCAACUCCUCUCUGCUCGCGCGAGUGGGAGGGGCGGAGCGCACAGCAGCAGACACCGCAUCAGCAUGCGGGCACACGGGCAUCGCGGCGUAUCUAGCAGAGUCAUCUCUCAACGCCUCCCUCUCCUCCAUGACCAUUCAGGACCAGCACCAGCUGGCCACCGACCCCUCUCUUCUCCAAUCCGCCGCUGCUGCCGGUCACGCAGCCGUGGCCGCAGCAGCAGGUGCCAGCAGUGGCGGCAGUGCUGGUGCUGCUGCUGCUGCUGGUGCUGCUGCUGCCGGUGGUCUCCCGGGGACGGCUCGUCCCGCUGCUGUUGCCGCAUCUCCCGACAUGCAGGAAACGCUGGAUGCGAUCCGAAGAACGGCGCAGGCCGCAGCGUUGAUCCAGGAGCGGUUCAGGAAGCACUCGGAGCGAAGGCGCCAGCAGCAGGAGGAGGAGGAGGAGCUUAGAGAGCAGGAGAGAGCAGUGGCGGCUGCAGCGGAGGCAGCGGCAGGGCUUGGGAUUGGAGGGGAUGAUGAGUUGGAUGAGGAGGAGGCGAGGAUGCUGGUGGCGGCGAGGAAGAUUCAGAACGCGUUCCGAGGGCACAAGACCUUCAAGCAGUCGGAGGCGGCGCGGAGCAUUCAGAGGCGGUUCCGCACGUGGAAGCACCGCAGGGAGUUUCUGCGCAUGCGGCAGCGCGUGAUCAAGAUUCAGGCGCAUGUGAAGGGGCACAUCCAGCGAGUAAAGUACAAGAAGAUGAAGUGGGGCCUGGGGAUUAUUGCCAAGGCGGUCCUGCGCUGGCGGUUCCGCCGCAGUGGCGUGCGGGGGCUCCAAGCCCAGCAGGGAGACUGCCACUCCGAUGCGGAUGGUGCGCUGUACGGGAGUGAGGGCGUGGAGGCGGGGGGUGGGGAUGGGGAGGAGAGAGAGGUGAGUCUGGCGUUCAACUCACCCACUCCAGACCACACGCACUUCCGCGCGUUCCUCCCUUUCGCUCCUGCCAUGGAGCCUCUCCCCACUGUAGGCUUUCCGCUUUUCGCCGACUCGUUACACGCAAACAAACGCCUUCGAUCCCUCUCAUCGUCCCCCAUCUCCGUCCCUCCAGCGGCUCUCCUCGAUACUACGCUCAGCCUAUCCUCUACUCCGAUCGUCUCUCCCCCACCGUGCCCGCCGUGUAACGGCGCGAUUUUGGAACGUUCGCCGUGUGACGACAACACCAAUGCCGCGCUCCCCUUUCUCGCAAUGCUCCGCCGCUUCAAGCCCCAAACGCAAUCCCCGGCCGCCGCAAUUCCCCAGAUUCCUCGCGUCCUCAGCGCCAGUCCACUUCGGCGGACCAAUGCGCCACUCCCCGCGGUUCCUGCAGCUCCCGCCGCUGCUCCCGCCGCUCACCCUGCACGCUGUCCGCUCCCGCCUGUGGAGGCCCUCCGCCGCGCCGUGAAGCGCUCGCACGCCGCAGCCCGACUCGACGAGGAGGUUACCAGCCAGCUUCGGUCCACCUAUCCCUCGGAUUGCCCCUUGCAAGUCCCGUCAAACGCGCUCGAGGUCGGUGCCGCGGCGUCGGGACUCCCAGCGGUACUUCCGUGCGACGCUGGCGUGGCGGAGCGGCUCGUGAAGUACGACAGGCUGACGUCGUCACUGCGUGGCUCUCUGCCGCCCGCGAAUCUCGCGCAGUGGGACGCGGCGGUGGGCAAGCUGAGGGAUCGCGUCGCGAUGAAGGAGGAGUUUGGAAACGACGUGAACGGGUUCCUUCUGUUUCUCCACGCGCAGCUCGGCGCGCAGCAGCCGUCAGCGCGCAAGGCGCUUCAGCUGUUCGCUGCGUUCAAGCAGGCGCAGAGGCAGAGGCAGAACAUGGGAGCUACGGUGGCAUCUGAAGCGCCGCUGCCGCCGGCGGCUGCGGCGGUUUCGCGCCGUGUUUCGGCACAGGCUCCCGAAACUGACGACGAUACCGCUUCCGUGUGUAGCAACGAUCCCGAAUCUGAAGGCUCACAGGCUGAGUCAUCCUUUAUUCGCCGUGACUCAUCCACAUCGACUUCCGUUCCUUCCGCAAGCGGGUGUCGGAGUGACGUGUGUUCGCAGCAGCUGAAUGUGGAACAGCCGAGGCUGGGUCAGCCAAGGGUCGACCUUGGGAUUGACGUGACGUGUCCUGCUGCUGUGAAGAAGAUGCUUUUUGAACUCCAGUCCGCAGUGGUUCAGUUGGAGAGGAAUGCCGCGAUGGACGCGCGGAUCAAGGCAGAGAGCCUUGCCGUGUUGCGGACCGCGCAGGGCCACUUAUUAUCGCGCCUCGCUACUGUUGUCCGCUCGGUGUAG
Messenger RNA from Closterium sp. NIES-65, 7149 nucleotides. The record is from the annotation of a GenBank genome assembly. NCBI's taxonomy places the organism in Eukaryota, Viridiplantae, Streptophyta, Zygnematophyceae, Desmidiales, Closteriaceae.